Messenger RNA from Tricharina praecox, 1223 nucleotides. RefSeq lists its product as uncharacterized. The transcript is spliced from 2 exons. The record is from RefSeq and is a predicted model, not a curated record. The coding region runs from base 86 to 955 and encodes 289 amino acids. NCBI's taxonomy places the organism in Eukaryota, Fungi, Ascomycota, Pezizomycetes, Pezizales, Pyronemataceae. Gene Ontology annotation, cellular component: COP9 signalosome. Gene Ontology annotation, biological process: COP9 signalosome assembly.
GACGCACCCACAUCCCCCACCUCAAGCUCCAGUUGUGAACCCUCGCAUCCCCACCACCCUCGAACAAGCUUCCUUCUCUCCAACAAUGGCCGACCAGAGAUACAUCACAGCUCUACAACCCUUCAUCCUGCUCGCAAAGAAUGCUACGGGUCGAGCAGCCGCGGACCUAGUGGUGCAGGCUACCCAAGCGCCAGGCACCUACGUCUUCUCCGAGCUCCUCGAAUGCCCCGGCAUCCAAGCUCUCUCGUCCAACCCCGACGGACUCCCAUACUUUGAGCUCCUCAGGAUCUUUGCCUACGGCAGCUUAGCAGAAUACCGGACGAACCCGAACCUCCCCGCGCUCAACGAGAAGCAGCUCGAAAAGCUCAAGCAGCUCUCGCUGAUCACCAUUGCGUCGCGCGGAUCGGAACACCUCACAUACCCGUCCCUCCUGAAGUCGCUCGAGCUCCCAAGCGUCCGCAUCCUGGAGGACCUCAUCAUCUCGGCCAUCUACGCGGGAUUGCUACAUGCGAAGCUCGAUACUGCGUCGCAGCUGGUCGAAGUCUCUUCUACCGCUGGACGCGACGUGGCGCCGGUCGAGAUCCAGAGCAUGGUGGAAACGUUGAACGCUUGGUGCAAACAGUGUGAUGAUGUCCUUGCAGAUAUCGACGAGCAGAUGGAGAAGGUGAAUCGAGAGGCGCUGCGGAAGAAGAAGGACAGCGAGGAGUACGAGAAGUUUGUUGCAGCUAGGAAGGAGGAGCUCAAGAAUCAGGAUAAGGCGGUUGGUGGCAAGGGAAAGAGGGUUAUCUCGGAGAGCGCUGAAGAUUUUAGGGGCAACGUGGAAGAAGAUGACGGUAUGGAUCUGGACGAUUCGUCGUUUGGUGAAGUUGGAAGCACUGCCUGGACAUCGAAUGCUGGCAGGAGGAGGCUCAAGGGACGGCUCGGUGGCUUGAUGGGAGAUCGUAAGAGGAGGUAAACGUCGUCACGGGGUUUAUGUGCGAGCUCAUACGGACCGGAUGGCUGUCAUUGUUAAUGUUUUCUUCUUCGGCGUUGUUUGGAUCGGGCAUUAAAGGUGUUUUCAUACCAGUUUGUGUGCGUGAUUGACAUGAUUCAUACUCACGUCUGAACCAUUUCGGUUGCAUGGGGAUGGAUUUUACAGAAUCUGUGAUGAUCAAACCUAGUCAGGUAUCAUUGUGUUCAUUUGAUUGUCUAAGGAUACGUGCAAAUGAUAUUGUAUCACUCCC